AUGGACCUGGGGCGGGAGGGGGUGUUUGUGGGGAGCGACGGCCCCUGGAGCUUCAGCAGCAAAUGGAACUCUUGGCGGCGCCGCAAAUACAACACUCAGUCCCAAGACACGCACUUCCUCGCCUGCAGCAGCGCGAAAGGCGUCAACUACUUCAAAAGGUGCAGCAGCAGGAGCAGCAGCAGCAGCGGCAGCAGCAGCAGCAGCGGCAGCGGGCGGGUUGUUGUGGUAGCAGCAGGAGGGGUGGUAGCUGCAGCAGCGGCAGCAAGAGAUGUAGCAGCAGCAGCAGCAGUAGUGGUGGUAGUGGAAGGGGUAGCAGCAGCAGCAGCAGCAGCAGUAGGGGUAGUGGCAGCAGCAGCAGCAGCAGCAGUAGGGGUAGUGGCAGCAGCAGCAGCCGCUGCUGCUGCUGCAUCAGCGGUAGUGGCAGCACCAGUGGAGGCCUUAGGUGUGGGAGGAGUGCGAGCUGAGCUGAUUACUUGGCCGCAGCACGUGUUUGCUGUUCAAUGGCAAGAGGAUAACGUACACCGCAUCCGGUGGUUUAGAGCUGCCUACGGAAUUAAAAGGGCGAAAAAGGCGGCAGAGACUUUCAGGCGAACGCUAGAGGCAGUUGGCCGUGUGGACGGGGAGCGCAGCGAGAGGCAAAUAAGAGAAAAGGAAAGAGCCAACAGAGAGGCAUUGCGUCUGCGGAAGAAGUUGUUUAAAAAGAUAUCUUCAGGGCAAUUCUAA
Eimeria tenella is the source of this 723-nucleotide messenger RNA. RefSeq lists its product as uncharacterized. The record is from RefSeq and is a predicted model, not a curated record. Bases 1 to 723 code for a protein of 240 amino acids. The transcript is spliced from 3 exons. NCBI's taxonomy places the organism in Eukaryota, Apicomplexa, Conoidasida, Eucoccidiorida, Eimeriidae.